Anarrhichthys ocellatus (wolf-eel) is the source of this 2771-nucleotide messenger RNA. RefSeq names its product sirtuin 7 (gene sirt7). Bases 113 to 1336 code for a protein of 407 amino acids. Gene Ontology annotation, molecular function: NAD+ binding; histone H3K18 deacetylase activity, NAD-dependent. The record is from RefSeq and is a predicted model, not a curated record. NCBI's taxonomy places the organism in Eukaryota, Metazoa, Chordata, Actinopteri, Perciformes, Anarhichadidae. Gene Ontology annotation, cellular component: nucleus; chromatin. The transcript has 10 exons.
UGCCGCCCGCCUGGUCUCUUUACACGGACAAACAUCCCGGCUGUCGUUGGUCUCCGGGCGCAAUGAGCAGUGUUUUGAAUACAUCGCUGUCUCUCAGCUGACUCGAAGCAAGAUGGAAGAGGAGACAGACACCGCUGUUUCUUCGCGGACGGAGAGGAAGGCGUUGGAAAAGGCCAAAAUACUUCAACGAGAGAGCGAGAGGAAGCUCUUCCGACUGGUCGGACGGGUCCUGAAGAAACCGGAGGCUGAGCGAUCGGAGGAGGAGGCCGCCGUGUUGCUGCUGCACAGAGAAACUGUGGAGGAGCUCUGCAAGAGACAAGCCCGCAGGAAUGUGCUCAAGAGGAAGCAGGAGGAGGUGUAUGAUGAUGCGGAUAAGCUGAAGAGUAAAGUCAAGCAGCUGGCUGUGGCAGUCGAACAAGCGAAACACCUGGUGGUUUACACCGGAGCCGGUAUCAGCACGGCAGCUUCUAUCCCGGACUACAGGGGCCCCAACGGGGUGUGGACACAGCUGCAGAAGGGCCGGACCAUCGGUUCGUCUGACCUGAGUAAAGCUGAGCCGACCCUCACGCACAUGUGCAUUAGAAUGCUUCAUAAGGAAACGCUGGUAAAGCAUGUUGUUUCUCAAAACUGUGAUGGACUUCACGUGCGUAGCGGUCUACCCAGACAUGCGCUGUCCGAGCUUCACGGAAACAUGUUCAUCGAGGUGUGUACAUCCUGUUCCCCGGUCAGGGAGUAUGUCCGUUUGUUUGACGUGACGGAGCGGACGUCGCUGCACCGCCACGGGACAGGCCGCAGGUGCAGCCGCUGCGGCGGUGAACUCAGGGACACCAUCGUGCACUUCGGGGAACGCGGGACCCUGGAGCAACCUCUCAACUGGAAGGGAGCUGCAGACGCUGCAGAGAUGGCGGACGUUAUCCUCUGCUUAGGCUCCAGUCUUAAAGUGUUGAAGAAAUACGCUUGUCUGUGGUGCAUGAACAAACCAGCAAGCAAGAGGCCCAAACUCUACAUCGUCAACCUCCAGUGGACACCAAAAGAUGAUCUGGCAGUGCUAAAAAUUCAUGGCAAGUGUGAUGAUGUCAUGAGCCUCCUUAUGGCGGAGCUGGACGUUCAGAUUCCUGUGUAUCACCGGGCGGAGGACCCCGUCUUCAGUCUCGCCACAUCUCUGCUGCAGGAAGAGGUCCAGAGCCACACCCGUGAGGUCAUAGCUGCCCUCGAUGGACAGGAGGUCUGCUCACCUGGACCUGGAGAGCAGGCAGCAGAAGCCACGGCUGUGCAGGGCGGCUGGUUUGGACGAGGCUAUCGCAAAGGAAGGAAGAAGAAGAAAAAAGCUGCAUAAUCGAGGAAACUUUACAGACGCAUUCGUAUGUCCAUAUCCCAUAAGGACGAGAUGGACUUCAGGGUGCUGUUAUGUAUCAUUUAGUCACAUGCAGAGUGUGUGUGUGUGUGAGUGUGAGUGAAACACAAGUUUUGAGUAUUUGUCAUUUAAAAAUGGCACUUUGCACCAUGAACACAUUUUGUGCAACAUAAAGUGUGUGUCUUUGGUUAUGCUGUUUUAGUAGUGCUCGGUAUUGUCCCAGUGCAGAGCCGGCACAGCCAGUAAGACCAGUUUAAGUGACAAAAAAAUAAUGAUUCUCACACCUUGUAGGCCCAGAAAGUGUCAGAGGUUUCCUCAAACAAAAGUGUAAAGAAGGUUUUGAAGCCACUCCUGCAGCAUGAUCGGUUCUUCUGUAUGGCCAGGAUGUCUACGAACUCUUGGUUUCAACAGUGUUAAGUUUUAGUAAGUCCAACAUGCGGCUGUGUGAGCAUCAGCUCGAUGUAACUGGAUUAAAACACUGGACAGUGAAAGUUACUGUAUGAAUGCUCAUAACGAGGUAUAUCCUUCAGUGGAACACAGGUGACUUGGUGUUUACGUUUACUUCAUAUUUUUGAUUUGGGUGCUGCCACAGAUUUCACUGAGAAGAGAUCUAAAGAGAUGUCAAACCCGUUCUACAUGUAUUAUAGUCGAAUAUAUUUUUGUAGUCUUUUUCAGACGUUUACAACUCUCAUUGUUGAAUGUACCUUUUUUUUUUAACAUGGCUUAUUUGUGUUUAUUUUAAAGAUCUUUUGGUUUACUUAAAUUAUUUCCAGAAGUCGGUCAACCUUCACAUCUGCUGUUGUGCGUUCUCAGGUUUGCAGGAUAAGUAGUACAGUUAUUAAUGUACCGUGGUUACAUUUGUUUACAUUUUUAUGUGAACUUUUAUGCAGACGAUGCAGAAACUCUGCUUCCGUCACAUCUUUGUCUACAAAAGUAUGAGAAGGAAAUCUUCCUUCACUUAAAUCAUCACACGUUGUUGGUGUGUGUCGUGUUAAGUUACUGUUACGAUGGUUAGAAACAUGUAUUAUUCUGUCUCAGGUAAAUCCAGUGUUAUUAAUAACCUGUACCGUGUAGUUUCAGAAGUUAUUAAAGGCCAGUCUACCGUGAGCUAUGAUCAGCAUUCCUUAAACUCAAACCAGAGGUUAAACUGGAUGUGAAGAAUCCUUGAAGUCAAAAAAAAAGAUGCUAUACUUGUGAGACAAAAGUCUCCUCGUGUGUGUCUGGAUCAUAUGCAAUUUAGUUGUACUGACCCUUUGCUUUAACUAGUGAUGAAUUAAUAUCAGUAUUACUGUUGUAGUACACAGAUUUGACUUCACAGUACUCUACCUCUUACCCUUACAUUUUUAUUUUUUAGAGUUGUGCUCGUGUGAUGAGUUUGCCGGGCAUUGUUUUUAUUCAAUUAAAAUGGGAUUUAAAU